Messenger RNA from Centropristis striata (black sea bass), 2760 nucleotides. RefSeq lists its product as uncharacterized. The transcript has 3 exons. The record is from RefSeq and is a predicted model, not a curated record. NCBI's taxonomy places the organism in Eukaryota, Metazoa, Chordata, Actinopteri, Perciformes, Serranidae. Gene Ontology annotation, molecular function: catalytic activity. Bases 163 to 1128 code for a protein of 321 amino acids.
AAAAUAUGUGCCACUUUCGUUUCCCUCAGUUCUGACGGAUGUGGCGAGGCGCAGCUGCCGUCUCCCUCCUCAUAGCUGCUUGUGCUUAUUUCACCACCUUUUUCUACGAGCCGAGAGAAGCAGAAAGCAGGUCUGUUGCAGCACAGCCUCCUGAGGUACUUUAUGCUGUUUACACGGUUCAUUAUUAGGAGAAUGUCCUCCACUCUUCACCGUCAUGUCAUCUGGGAGUCAGAGGGGCUUGUGGCCUACCUCCACCCCCGUCCCUGGACCCCGGGCUCUGUUAUCCUGGAGCGCAGCAGCCCUGGCAGCCUGGGAGGCAGCAUCUUCCACCUGGAGAAGCAGGAGUACUUAUCCUGGCUGCUGGGGGCGAGAGCCGUCUCAGAGCUGCUGUGUGACAGGUUGGGGGUUCGAAGGUGUGCGCUGGUCAGCAGACCCCACAGAGACAGACCUGCACAGAUCCGUGUUCUCCCUCUGCAUGGUCUGGAUGCAGAGUGGCGCCCUCACCUGGCAGGAGAGGAGGAGCACAACGCCCACGACCCGGGCUACUGCACCUCCAAGACCGCUCCGAAGUGGAGUGACUCCAGCCUGACUGAAACCCAAACCAAGAUUCGUGCCAAGCUCCCCCUCCCUGACGCCGCGCCCAAUCUGACUUUCCUCGGGGACGAUCCGGCUCACCCCGGCCUGUUUUCACGCAUCGUUCGCGGGGAGGCGCAGCAGUGGCGGGUGUGGGAAGACGAGGGUCACGUGGCCUUUCUCACUCCUUUCCCCAACUCACCUGGCUUUACUGUGCUGGUCCCACGCCGACCUUUGACCUCUGACAUAUUCAGACUAGAGGAAGAGGACUACAAAGAACUGGUGCUGGCGACCCACACUGCAUCACGGCUGCUUGAGGAGGGCUUGGGUGCCUGGGGAAUCGGGCUUAUCUUUGAGGGGUUUGAGAUAGACUACGCUCACGCCAAGUUGAUACCGCUGUUUUUACCUUCAUCAUCGGGGCCCGGAGAGGACGCCAUGAAACCACCUCCCCCUCAGUUUUACCCAACUUAUCCUGGAUACGUGACCUCAGAGGAUGGACCUGAAGCCAGCCUGGAAAGUCUGAAGGAACUUCACCUUAAACUUACUCAGAUUUAAAGCUGUUGCUUAAAGUUAACCUGUGUGACUUUGUCAUUAAUAUGAUUUUUACUAUCAGAUUUAGUAAUGUAUCCAGCCUCGUCUUUGACUCAUCAUGACUGGACAGGGAUGCUGCAACAGCCACUAUGUAAGCUUUUUCACAAAGUAAGCCCAAGGUAUCUAUUGGUGUUAGAUUUGAAAACAUAAUAUGAAACAUUUGAUUUAGAACAUUUUAAAUCAUGGUGAGGAUGCAUCACAAAUUAAAACAGCUCUGAAGUUUGUAGCAAAAAUGUCAAUUACAAAAGAUUCAGUAACAUGCAAAAAAGAAGUUUGCAAGUAUAAAAAAAAAUCAUUAAAAAAUGUAUUCCCAUUUUCAUCAAAUGGAACAAUAGUUUUUGCAUUUUAAAUAUUUUUAUUAAUUACGGUAUAUUUGUGAAGUUUUUACAAUCAAAAUAAGAACAAAGACAAAUCAUUUUGCCCUUCAAGUUCUUUCACAUACAGUCAAAAAUUGUUAUACUUAAAUUUCCUGUUCAUUUUAAUACCUGGUACAACUAAAGGAACAUUUGUUUGGUCAGAUAUAAUGAUAAUAACAACUAGCUCAUAAGAGUUAAAAUUAAGAGCUGAUAUGUUAAUGAUUUUGGUUAUUAUCAAGAAAACCAUGGAAAAUGCAACACAUCGUUUUGAAGAAAGAAAAUGUAAACCACAGCUGUAAGUUACAUAAUAUUUUUCGACAACUGGUUUAAGAAAAAAAAAAUUGACAUGAUAUAUACAGUACUGUGCAAAAAUUUUAGGCAGGUUUAAAAAAAUUUUGUAAAAUAAGAAUGGUAUCAAAAUUAGAAAUGUUAAUAGUAUUUUUUUCAAUCAAAUAACAAUGCAAAGUGAGUGGACAGAAGAAAAAUCUAAAUCAAAUCAAUAUUUAGUAUGACUACCCUUCGCCUUCAAGCCAGUAUCAAUUCUUCUAGGCAUUUUUUCACACCUGCCUAAGACUUUUGCACUGUACUGUAUAUGUGUACAUAGUUAUAUCAUUUGCAAUUUAACUUGUUAAGUACACUCAUCACACUGUAGAAAUAUUUGUGUUGCUUUAUUAACAGUGUUACGUCAUCAUUUUGUUAACCACUAGCAAAAUGUGUGUCCCCACUCAUUACACUGUUUCUAAUUGGUCCCACAGUGCAUUUCUAAUUAUGAGGCUUAAUUAAUGACCAGCUAAGUGCUUCAUCAGUGCUCUGUGAACCAGUGCUGCCCCAGGCUGAUGUUGAAACGGACAAAAUGAGGUGCAUGUGUUUAACGAGACGGGUUUAUAAUACCAGUUGCCAUAGGAGAUGAAGAGAGCAAACAAUUGUGUUGUAUUUAAUGAUUUCUUCUGUGCUUUGACUGUUGACUACAGUGCAAGGGAAGAUAGCAAUCAUUAAAUUACAAGACAAGGACAAUAAAGGUAUUUUUGCCUACAUAUCAUCUAUUAGAGCUAUAUUUGUUUGAUUUUUAUGAAAUAUAUAGUCACCAAGUACAUUUUAAAAAAUAAAUAUUUUGUUCAAUUACAAAUAACAGCAGGGAAAAAUUAGUAAUUACAUUUAGUUUCUGCUUUGCUUUUAGCGAUCUCUUGCUUGCUGUAUAAUUCUCAGACUGCAGUUGAGCACUUUUUAAAGUUUUUUUUUU